Radiomyces spectabilis is the source of this 2042-nucleotide messenger RNA. RefSeq lists its product as uncharacterized. Lineage: Eukaryota; Fungi; Mucoromycota; Mucoromycetes; Mucorales; Radiomycetaceae. The coding region runs from base 101 to 1960 and encodes 619 amino acids. The record is from RefSeq and is a predicted model, not a curated record. The transcript is spliced from 10 exons.
GUGACCGUCACUAUUUUCAACAGCAUUCGGACAUCCACGGUCACCGCAAAAACCCCGUUUUACAGCACCGGCUCUGCUCAUCCAUGAAAAGCAACACUUUAUGCAAAAGGCACGAUUUCGUCGAAUAUUCGGAGAAGGAGAUUAUCCCGUUUACACUGAGGAACAAUUGGCUUUGAUCGUUGACGAAUUGCCAUUUAUUCUCGAGUUUUUUGAACAGUUACUAAAGAAACUGCAGUCAUGCCAAUCCGUUGAUGAAUGUGCUGCAAAGUACUCGUAUAUUGGUCCCAUGCUCACGCGAGCCACUAUGCACCCGUUUAUCAGCUAUUCCAGUGACAUGGUUCGUUUACUCGUCGCGUGUUUGAUGGAAUAUACCAAAUUCAAUACGACCACAAAUACAGCGUCAAAAACACAGCAGAAAGCCUGCCUAUGGUGUCUGCAGCGACUAAGAUGUCUGUUCAGCAGGUCAGGCGUUGCAAGAGAUCAACAAUUGAUACACCCAUCAACGAUUGCGGAUUCUACCCUACAGCAAGUCCACAACGUACAAAUGAUGCUAAACACCCUGACAGAGGAUGAAAAUUGCGCACCGAACGUUAUUCGUCAAUUACUAGAUACUUGUUUAUUUCUGGACGAUGAACAAGCUGCAGGUGUAUUAAUCGACCAGCUAGUCAUUUACGCGCUCGAACUCAUGGAUCGCACUUUGGAUGACCCAGUCACGCCACGAAAGGAACCAAGUUGUCAACAUCUUUCAUCAUCAGCAAUCGUAUCAUCACCCCCUAUAUCAAAGCAGUUUAUCGACCAGUUAGUGAUGUCGGCAGCGAAUCGUAGGAAUCUGUUAUGGCAACGAUAUCAAUCUUGGCCUGUCGAGCUGAAAAGGAGGUUGUGGAGGCGAUUUGACGAUCUUUUAGCUAUGGAACUAAUGGAUAUCAUUGAGCAUGCCAUUAUCGAAACAGACUAUAUAUCCCUCGACCAUCUCUAUGUACAUAUUUCCAACAAUUCCUUCGUACAACAACUUGAACAUCAACCACACUUAUCCGAAAAAGUAUUUUCUAUCGCGACGAAUUGGACAGUGGAAAUCGAGGAUUGGAGAACUAUACGAUUUUGUCAAUGUCUCUACAAGGUUCUCCAACAGUAUGAUGCGAAAUUUGACGAAUCAAAAUCCACUUCAACACCGAUCAGACAUAUACCCAAUGAUCUAGCUCCACUGCUUGAUCUUUUAGAUCUUAUAUCGAUGAAGGACCAUUCUUUCGGCCAAAUCUGCGCGAAUAUUCACAAAUGGUCGAAGUGCUACAUUUAUACCGCCCGAUUUGAUGAAAUCACCCCGCGACUUAACACUGUGUGGGCAACCAUCAUGCUUUUUCCAACGUUUAUUCAGUCCUGUACUCUUUACUUGAUAAACUGGUGUAUGAACUCGACGGCUUCGUGGGAGCAAGAUGAACACAACACACUGCGACUGCUCGCCUGGUUGAUGUAUCCCUCGGAUGAUUUCAGUUUGCAGCGAGCAAUGAAUGAUAUUAAAAGUUGGCUAUUUUCCCUAAAAAAUAAUCAGCAUCCUAGUUUGGCAGAUACCAUCGAUAUGUUUAUGAUGGUUCAUCACGAUCUGUUUGCGGGCAAUCUUGUUAUAUCCAUAUCCUUUUUGCUGUCAAUACUUGGACUCGCUUCUGAAUGGCCGGUGAAUAGCUGCUUUGUAUCGAUUGAUCGAUUUGUUGAGCUUCGUCAUGCGAUCAAAGAGGAGUUUCCCAAUAUGACGACACUUACAUUUAAUUCGCCUGCCAGUCAAACCACCGAAGGAAUACCCAAACAGCAGCAGUCGUACCAUCCGGCAAGCCUAUAUUUACUUUUAGACAUCCUAGACCGGUAUGUGUCUGAAAAGGGCUUGCUCCUUCCAUUUGGUUCUGUAGCGGACAGAUUUCUACUCUUCUUUGAUCAUGUAAAUAAUAUAGUCCAACAACAAUCCUCCUAACUUACAUAGCAUGUAUUUUUUAAUAUUAUAAAAUGGAGAUCCUACUCACCUUUUUAAACAAGAUUAAUAGUUUUGAAUAGAG